Diprion similis is the source of this 873-nucleotide messenger RNA. RefSeq lists its product as uncharacterized. The record is from RefSeq and is a predicted model, not a curated record. The transcript has 2 exons. The coding region runs from base 88 to 414 and encodes 108 amino acids. NCBI's taxonomy places the organism in Eukaryota, Metazoa, Arthropoda, Insecta, Hymenoptera, Diprionidae.
AUAACGAACCUUGACUGGUUUUUAUUGAAAAGACUAUGUCGGACUGCGGAGACGACUGCGGUGGUGGGGACUCUGGAGGUGGAGACUAUGGUGGUGGAGACUCUGGAGGCCAUACUGUCAGUGGAUCCUGUGGAGACAACCAUCAUGGUGGACACUACGGAGGUAAUACUGUCGGUGGAUCCUGUGGAGACAACCAUCAUGGUGGACACUCUGGAGGUAAUACCGAGAGUAGAUCCUAUGGACACGACUGUCAUGGUAACGAAGGUGGAGGUGAUAUUCGUGGUGACGCAGCUUAUGGCGAUUACCUCCAUCACCGCCCAGAUGUCUUUUUCGAUGAUCAAAAUACUUACACAACCAACCGUACUUACACCUCUUCACGCUUUCCUUAUGACCGAUCCACGCAGAGAGCUGUAGAAAACGGUCUUUCUUAUUGCUGUAGCGUGAUUAAAUACACUGUGGUAUUCACAAUAAUUGGGAUGUGCGUAAUUGGUCUCAUACUUUUCUUGAACUUUACGUUACGCAGUUCUUAAUGUUUUUCUCCAGGUAUGUUAUCUAUGUUGACGUUGAAUGAAGAUGUAUGCACUUCAGUCAACGAUGUGAAAGGAUUACCGCACGGUCGAUUACAGUUCUCGUAACUAUAAACCGUAUCACGAUGAACAAAGUCUACCGACUCCCUCAGAUUCGGUCGUUACUGACUACGUUUAAUAUCACUUAUUUUCGCCUUUAUUAAAGUCUUCCCAUCAGGAAUGUGAAAAUCCUGAGUAUAAAUAUGUGAAAAAAAUUCAUAUUUGUGAGACCUGAUACAGCUCAUUAGUCUAACUUCAAAACUGAUUAAGGUGCUUAUAAAGAUGCGUUGUACACCUCGAAAACGCG